This is a messenger RNA of Camarhynchus parvulus, 2535 nucleotides long. RefSeq names its product ring finger protein 166 (gene RNF166). Gene Ontology annotation, molecular function: ubiquitin protein ligase activity. NCBI's taxonomy places the organism in Eukaryota, Metazoa, Chordata, Aves, Passeriformes, Thraupidae. The record is from RefSeq and is a predicted model, not a curated record. Gene Ontology annotation, biological process: protein polyubiquitination; ubiquitin-dependent protein catabolic process.
AUGUUCCGGAGCCUGCUGGUGGCGGCGGCGCAGCGGCCGCAGGGCCCGGCCGGCCCCCCCCGCGCCGCCCCCGGGCCCGGCGCCGCGGCCGAGGCGCUGGAGGCGCAGUUCAGCUGCCCCAUCUGCCUCGAGGUUUUCCACCGCGCCGUCGGCAUCGCGGGCUGCGGGCACACGUUCUGUGGGGAAUGCCUGCAGCCCUGCCUGCAGGUGCCCUCCCCGCUGUGCCCGCUCUGCCGCGUGCCCUUCGACCCCAAGAAGGUGGAGAAGGCUUCCAGCGUGGAGAAACAGCUCUCGUCCUACAAGGCUCCCUGCAGAGGCUGCAGCAAGAAGGUGACCCUGGCCAAAAUGCGCUCGCACGUCUCGUCCUGCGCCAAGGUGCAGGAGCAGAUGGCCAACUGCCCCAAGUUUGUUCCAGUGGUCCCCACAUCCCAGCCUAUUCCCAGCAACAUUCCCAACCGCUCCACGUUCGUGUGUCCGUACUGCGGGGCGAGGAACCUGGACCAGCAGGAGCUGGUGAAGCACUGCAUGGAGAACCACAGGAAUGACCCCAACAAAGUGGUGUGCCCGGUGUGCUCGGCCAUGCCCUGGGGGGAUCCCAGCUACAAGAGUGCCAACUUCCUGCAGCACCUGCUCCACAGGCACAAGUUCUCCUACGACACCUUCGUGGAUUACAACAUCGACGAGGAGGCGGCGUUGCAGGCAGCCCUGGCUCUGUCCCUCUCUGAGAACUGAGGCUGAUCCCUCUCCCUGCCCUGGCUCCUUCUGGACACUCCAGGAACCCUCUGGAGCCCCUCUGCUGCCUCUGUUCCCACUGCAAUUCCCACCUUGUUGAAGAAGGUGGAGCCUCUCCAGUUGUCCCAGUGAGUGAGCAGAGAGCAGUGGAGCAGGGCUGGGAUCACUCCUUGGAUUGGUGUUUAAUAUCCGUGUUGGGAGCUUUGCCCUGUGUCCAGAUCUAUUUAUUGCUAGAUGCUUUUUGGCACACUCGUCCCUGCUCUCUGGUGCAGCAGAAUAGGUACCUGAAACUGAUGGAUGCCAAACACCCUCCUUUGGGACUGGAAUCGGCCACAUCCUUUGAAAAAGGAGGAAGGCAGCACGGAGCUUCUUUUUUUAAACUCUCCAAGGAUUUUUCUAGAGAUGUCAGGCUGUCCUGACCCCCGUGCUGGAGGCUGGAGCUGCCUCCUUCACCUGAACCCCAGGAUGAGACUGAAGAGUGGUUCAGAGGAGGCCUGGAGGACGGCAUCCAGCGCCCAGGGAAACCUCCCCUUCCUCGUUUUGUACCGGCUCUUGGGACACCGAAUCCUUGCCUUUUUCUACACAAAGCAGUGAAGCCUUUUCCACGUUUUCUAGAGCGGGCUCAGAAGCUGCUCCCCUUCACUCUGCAAUAUCUGCCACCCAGGACAAGAGUAUUUUUAUGGAACAUUAUCAAGAAAGUUUAUUUUUUACACAGAUAACCCAAGCAAAUGAACACGUGGAUUGGGAACGGGGCAGGAGCUGGAUCCUGGAGCAGGUCAGACUCUGGGGUAGGGGGAAGUGCAGGGAUCUUUCUGGCACAUCCCUGGAUAUUUCUGGGCCUUUCCCUUCCCUCAGCAGAGUUCCUCUGCCUGUGAGGGAGCAGGCAGGAUGCUUGGGUUGGAUCCAGGUGCUGGCUGCCCGUGGAAUGGCUGUCCAUGCAGGAUCCCAGCCUGAUCCCCCCAGAAAUCAGGGACUGCAUCUCCUGUGGGAAUCCCUCCCUGGGAAUGGGACACUGUUGAUCCAAGGUGCUCCACAGCAUCCUGGUGCCCCCUUCUCCUGCCUCUGAGCCCUGCCUGCUGCUGCUGGGGUUAGCUCUGGAGGGCUGGGAGAGGCUGGCAGGGAGAUGGCACCAGCCACGGGGUGAUUCCCGAGAGCCUUCCUGCAGGAUUUGCAGGGAAGGGCUGGGAGAGGCCCCCUCUGCUCGGGGAGUUCCUGAGCUUUAUCCAAAACCUGCUUCCAGCUCUGCUCUAGCAAUACUGCCUUGGGCUUUGUUCUGGUUUUCAUAGUGCUGGCUGAUUUUGGGACCUGCAGCCCUGCAGGGAGCCCUGAGCUCCCCAGGCAGGGCAGGGAAAGGGAUGGGGCCUUCUCUGACCUGCCCAGCAGUGCUGGCACCUGGGGCAUGUUCCUGUGGCAUGGAGGGCACUGGAAUCUUCCAGGAGGGACCCAGGAGCAUUUCCCUGUGCUGUGCUCAGCUGGGACCCUCAGCUGCUGCAGCACUGUUAGCCUCGGGCUCCUUCCCUCUCUCCUCCUUCUCCUUUUUGCCCCACAGAGACAGAGCAGGGGCAGCAAGAGCUGCUUUUGUAAAGCACUUUAAGGCCCUGGGUGUGAGGGGCCGCACCAGGCUGUGCCAGGGGUCCCCUCUGUGCCAGGGAUCCCUGGAUAUCCCACUGGCUGUGCCCACCAGUGCAUCACCCACCACUUUUUUGCAUAAUUAGAACUUUUAACGAGCCGUCCUGUUUUUUGAAGAGGAAUUAACUCGAUGACGUAUUUGUAGCAAACCAUUUUUCUCAAUAAAGGCAGUUU